AUGGUACGAGCCUUAGGCUCCGCCUGCACAUUCUACAGGAGCUGGGUAUAUAACUGGGCAGAUACUACUAAACGGGCGCUAGGAUUACCAUUUGUCGCUGAUUUUAUGACGUAUUUUCCGGUAUAUAUGUACCGAGACACGGUCACUCACUGCAGAGAGCAUAUCCUAAAACAUUUAAAUACAAAUAACUUUGAGGAAGCCUUCAGAAAGUUUUACACGACUUUUAUCUCUCCAGUCAGCGUCAUCCUCUCUUAUGCAUGGUACUUUGAGAGAGAUCGCUAUGACUGGAAUUUUGAAAUGUGCGAUGACCUAAAAGAAUAUAAUAAAAGAUUUCCAAGUGGCCACACCAUUAGGCCCGAAGAUAUAGAAACUGUUCUUUCCGAGCCUCAAACAGGUUAUCAUGGUAACGCUGGGUCGGCUUUCAACGAAAAUGUCUUUACCAGUUAUUGCUUAUCACACAAAGCAGCAGGAAAUAAUUUGGAUAUAUGUUCUAAUCAUUCCGCGUCGCCAAGCAAUAAUUUACUCUUUUUUGUCCACGAUCUUCAGGGAGGUGUUGAUAAGCACCCAUGUAAAGGUGACCUUACCAAUACCUGUUUGCAAGUUCUAGAGCGACAUUAUAACCAAGUCGGACUUGAGAUAAAACAAGGCCGUAAGCUAGAAUGGAGCAGUUUAGAAACUACCGAUACGCUUGCCAGCGAAUUUGGUAUAACAUGUCCGCCGAUUAAAGUUUGA
Molecule: messenger RNA, 732 nt
Organism: Porites lobata
Lineage: Eukaryota; Metazoa; Cnidaria; Anthozoa; Scleractinia; Poritidae
Source: the annotation of a GenBank genome assembly